AUGCUUCGGUUGGGUUCAAGCGUGGGGAGACCCCUAAGUAAACAAAUAAUCACCAAGACAUAUGAUCGAUCACAAUUUCAAAAAAUGACGGGGUCAAAUCGUGGGUUUGCCACAUUUCAGGCCGUUGCAGACACAUUUACGACAGUACACGAAGUCAGUGGGAUACCAUGGUUAGUUCUAAUACCGACAACUACAUUUGUUUUAAGAACUGUCUUUACACUUCCAUUUAGUAUAUGGCAACGUAAGAGGAUAGUAAAACAACAAGAACUAAGGAAAGUUAUACAAUCGAUGACACCAAUCAUAAAAUUACGUUUGGCAGCUGCAAAAGCUAGCGAGACGAAACCUGUAAAUAAAAAUGUAACAAUUACAUCGAGGACAACAAUGACUGAUGAAACGAAAAUUCCAAAUGCAAUUCAACAAGAGACCACCAGGCAGUUAACUCCGGAACAGAUCGUAGUAAUAGCGGCAAAAGAAACACGUAAGAGGCAAAAAACAAUCUUUAAGAAGCAUGGAGUACAAAUGUGGAAAAAUAUGUUGUUACCUGUUGUUCAAAUUCCCUUAUGGUGUACAGUUUCAAUGGGUAUUAGAAAAUUAACAGAGUGGAAAAUCGAAGGCUCUACACAUGCAUGGUUUGAAAGUUUCAAAUUCCAUGAAAUAGAUCUUACUGGUCCACUCGAUAUAUAUCCUAUGAUUAUACCGAUAACGUUAGGUAUUGUAUCGUUAUUAAAUAUUGAAUAUAAUGGUAAAAUGUUAUUGAGAAAAACUACAGAUGUAGUCGGGCUAGAAACAUAUAAAGAUGACAAUUCAAGAUUAACGCAAGGUAUUAAGAGUGUGUUGAAUGUUUCCAGAAUCGGGUCUGUUUUUAUGAUGGGUGUAUCAUCGCAAGCUUCAAUUCUAUUAUCAUUAUAUUGGAUCAGUUCCAAUUUAUAUUCUUUAUUACAGAAUAUUGUAUUAGAUUUUUUAUGGCCAUAUCAAAAGUAA
This is a messenger RNA of Maudiozyma saulgeensis, 981 nucleotides long. The record is from the annotation of a GenBank genome assembly. Lineage: Eukaryota; Fungi; Ascomycota; Saccharomycetes; Saccharomycetales; Saccharomycetaceae.